AUGGCGGCUCUUCAGUCCGCGGAGGAGAUGGCCAUCCCCGGCUCGACGUACUUUGGCGCCUUCGCGGAAACAAAGCCAGAGGAACCGACCGAUGAGGUUCUGAAUGAACUGCGUACCCUGCUGGACCAUGUGCGCGUUUCGAACUGCAUGGAUACGGUUGUGAAAACGCAGUGCACCUACAGCUUGGAUAGCCCGCUGUCGCCUUGCGGUCUGUUCGUUAACUUGUCGACCUUCCUCGCGACCUCCAUCGACGCACUUCCUCUGGAUUGCCUUCUGCGUGCGGCCAACGGCGCCUCGAGAUCCAGCACGCCGUCCGCCUCUGCGGAGAGAUGCGUCCGCCCAAGCCAGCGUCUGUAUCUCCACGUCUGCUCGAAAGUCGACGACGAGCAGGCAGGGAAGAUUCACCAGAAGCUAGCACAGGCUUCAGCCAAGAGACCGCACGACCCCGGAGACGACGCGCAAGACUCCUCAGCACGGCCGCCAAACGGGACGGAGAAUGCGUCUGCCGCAGACCAGACAGACGCGCCUCAACCUCACAAGCUGGCCAUCAACGUAGAAGGGGGAUUCCAGAUCGAAGAGAACAGCGGCGACGCGUGCCCGUCCGCGCUCAGCAACACCUUUGUAUACUCUCUCGUUCUUCUUCCUCCUGUCCUCACGCUUCCUGCGAAUCCGUAUCGCGCGUCUUACCUCUGUGCGCCGGCGUCUUCGUCGCAAGACGCGGAAGCUGCGUUCCAUUCGCACCAGCUGGCUCAGAUCGCGUGGGAGCGAAGCCUGUUGAAGCAGCUGAAAUUCGUUCAGCUGAGCGACAAGCUGCCUGAGAUGAUUCGCGCAGCGUGCCAGGCACUCAUUGAACACCGCAGCACAGGUGCAGCAGCCUCCUCUGCGGGACUAGGCGCGUGGGAAGAAGAGAUCAAGGCCAGCAAAUACGCGUCGAAUCUGCAGCAGGUCGCGGACGCGCCGCGCGUGGGUCCGACAGACUGGCGCUGCGCCGACUGCGGAGCCACGGCGAAUCUGUGGCUGAAUCUGUCAGACGGGUAUAUCGGAUGCGGCCGCAAGCUCUACGGAAUCGGCGGCGGGUGCGCAGACGGCCGUGAGGGAGCAGCUAUCCGGCACUUCGAAGACACGGGGAAGAAGUACCCGCUGAUUGUCAAGUUGGGGACUAUCACGCCGUACUCGGCGGACGUCUAUUCGUACGCGGCAGACGAAGACUCCACGGUGCUGGACCCGCACCUGCCUGAGCACCUGGCACACUUCGGCAUCAACGUGCAGCAGCUGACCAAGACGGAGAAGAGUACGAACGAGCUGGCUCUCGACUGGAAUGUCCAGCACGAAUGGUCCAGGGCGAUGGAGGCGGAUCGCGAGCUGCUUCCCUGCAACGGCGCGGGCUGUGUCGGCUUGCGCAACCUGGGCAACACGUGCUACAUCAACGCCGUUCUCCAGGCGGUGACGUCGCUCCCGUUGUUCCGCGAGAAGUAUGUGACGCUGCUGCCUGCGCUGUUCGCGUCGCUCGCGCCGGCUUCGGCGGGGUCGCACGCGGUGGCUUCAGACUUCCUGCUGAAGCAAAGCGCGCUCGCCGCCGCGCUGCAGACGCCGCGUUACAGGUUGCAGCACGCGCGAAGGAGGGAGGCGAUUCUGCACAAAAUCGCGCAGGCGCGGCGCCUGGCGGCGGAGACCCGCACGGAGGCAGGCGAGGAGGUCACCCCCGAAAUGCUCCACGAGUGCGAGAAGCAGAUCGCCGCGAACGCAAGCGCCGCCCAGUGCUUGGCGUACCUAGAGACCGACAGCGUGACACCGCAGCUGUAUCGGCAGCUCGUCGGCACGCUGCACGCGGAGUUCGCGACGUCGCACCAGCAAGAUGCUGAGGAGUUUUUCUCUCUCCUUCUCCAGUGGCUUGAAGAGCGCGACCGCGAGGCGAAGAGCCGCGUGCGAGAGGCGCGGCAGCGACUGGCCGCGUCUCAGGGCGAGGGCGGAAACGCGGAGAAGGAGCUUCUGCUCGCUGCGGCGUUCGAUGAAGCCGACGCAACCCUGGCGGAGAGCGCACUGAACAAGGGCAAAAUAGAAAAACUCUUCACGUUCGCUGUGGAGCAGCGCAUCGAGUGCGCGGAGACGAAGCAAGUUCGCUACUCGUACACGCGGCAGCAGAUCCUGGCGCUGCCGGUGCCUGUCGACCCCGCCAUUCAGGAACGCUUUGAGCAGACGCAGCUCGAGCACGAGGAGGCUGAGCGCCGUCUCAAGAAGCGGCAGAAGAAAGCGGAGGAAGACGGUCCGGGCACAGACAAAGAUCUCGAGGGGAGAUCUUCGCCUGACUCCACGACCACAGUCAGCAGCGAAAACGGGGUGGGGGGCGGCUUUUCGCCGGGCGGCGACGAGGCCUCGUGCCCGCCUCCUCCUGCGCAGCUCCCCGCGUUCACGCUGAACGAGUGCCUCGAGAGCUUCCUCGCGUCGACAGUCCUGAAGGACUUUUACUCGUCUGCCACGGGGAAGCGCGGGGAGGCGUCGAAGCAGCUUCGCCUCGCCUCCUUUCCACCGUACUUAGUCGUUCAGCUCAAGCGGUUUUUCGCCGACAAAAACUGGCAAGCGAAGAAGCUCUACUGCCCCGUGUUGGUGCCGGAGGAGGUGAACAUUGCCGAGUCGCGCGGCUCGGGGCUGAAGGCGGGCGAGGUGCUUCUGCCCGAAGAAGAGGAUGGUGGCAGUCGGCGCCCUUCAGCAGGGGGCGGGGCUGGCGCGGUUACGGCGUUCGACGAGGAGCUGCUCACGACGCUUCAGUCCAUGGGUUUCUCUGAGAACGCGUCCAAGCGCGCGUGUGUCGCUGCGCAGAGCAGCAGCCCGGACGCAUGCAUCGACUGGCUGAUGUCGCACAUGGACGACGCGGAUUUGAACGACCCGCUGCCCUCGUCGUCUCCCUCGUCGUCUGAAGCCGACGAGGCCGUAGCGAUGAUCUGCGGGAUGGGAUUUACGGUGGAGCAGGCCAAGGCGGGCCUGCUGGCGGUGGGCUCUGGCGGCGACGUGUGCGGCCGCGCAGCAGACUGGCUGUUGAAUCACAUGGACGACCUGGAGAGCGCUGUACGUACAGUGCUCGCGGAGGCGGAACAGAAAAACGCGAAGCAGGAGGAAGAUGCGGAGGAAGAGGACAGCGAGCCCCUCGAUGCGCUCAGUCCUUUCGAGAGAGCGCGACGCGGAUUGGAUGACAACCCGCAGGGCCGGUAUAAGCUUCACGCGUUCAUCACACACAUGGGAAAAAACGCAAACUCCGGUCACUACGUGUGUCACGUGAAACGUGGAGGGAAGCUCGUUCUGUUCAACGAUGAAAAAGUCGCAGAAGCUGUGGAGCCGCCUGUUGACCUCGGCUACAUUUAUGUCUUCCGGCGCUCGGAUAUCCCCGGCGACGAGGCGUGA
Besnoitia besnoiti is the source of this 3396-nucleotide messenger RNA. RefSeq lists its product as uncharacterized. The transcript is spliced from 13 exons. NCBI's taxonomy places the organism in Eukaryota, Apicomplexa, Conoidasida, Eucoccidiorida, Sarcocystidae. Gene Ontology annotation, molecular function: cysteine-type endopeptidase activity; zinc ion binding; cysteine-type deubiquitinase activity. The record is from RefSeq and is a predicted model, not a curated record. Gene Ontology annotation, biological process: protein deubiquitination. Gene Ontology annotation, cellular component: cytosol; nucleus. The coding region runs from base 1 to 3396 and encodes 1131 amino acids.